CAUAGAGACCAAACAAAGAUGGCUGCUGGGAUGGAGGACAUGGAUCUUUUUACCCAGGAGCUAAUGAAAGGUAUUAUGGACAAAGCAACAGAUCACCAUGAUGAAGCAGCAAAGAUAAAAACAGCAGUGAAUGUCACAGAAAGUCGUAGUCAAACAUCAAUUACACUUGCUGAACAACUAGAAGAGAGGCUGAAAAAAUUGGAUACAGAUCCUUUUGAUGAAGACGAGGCUGAACUACGUUUUCUGCACUCUAAGCCAACAUGUUUUGUGUUGAUUGGAAAACCAGGGGCAGGGAAAACAGCAUUAGGUAGAAGAUUGGCAGCAGAAUGGAAAUGUGAAUUUGUGCAUGCUACAGACAUCAUAAUGCAAGCCAUAGAAAUGCAAACUGAAAGAGGAAAUAUAGUGUCUGAAAUUUUACUGAGAGGAGAAGCAAUACCAGAGGAGAUUGUUGCCAAAAUGAUUGAAGAAAAAAUCAAUUCCAUGGAAGUGGCACACCAUGGGUAUAUUUUAGAUGGGUUUCCAUCUCUUUCGGAAGAAUACAUGAGUUUAAAGGAUCAACUUGAAUUGGUCAGAAACUGGAAAAUGAAACCAGACUUUAUUAUCAACCUUAAAAUGCCUGACAAAGAUUUAGAGCGGAGACGUUUGGGUCAGCGUGUAGAUCCUGUCACAGGGGAAAUCUACACGCAGGAAAUGUAUGCCCCUGACAAACCAAAAGAGGAAAAGAAAGAAGAAGGCGAGGAAGAAGAAGAGGAGGAGGCAGAAGAGGAAGAGGAAGAAACAGCAGAAGGGGGUGAGGAACAUGCAGAGGAGCUGCCACCAGAGUUGAUAGAGAGACUUAUCAAGAGACCUGAAGACAUGUCUCCUGCCGUGCAGGAAAAUAUAAAGAAAUAUAAGAGUAACAUGCUCAGGAUAUUAGAGGAUUACAUGGCAGAUCAUGACCAACAAAAUGUUAUAGAACUAGACCCCAACCUCCCAGUCAAUAUGUUAUUCAAACAGCUUAUGAUGAGGCUCCAGUGUUUCCCCAUACGCCCUGCUGCUGUGCCUAUACGCCUACAAGACAACGAGGAGGAGGAACUACCUGAGGACAUGGAAACUGAUGAACUGUUGAGAACAUUGGCACCAAAACAGAUGGUAGCACCAAGGUUCCGCUGGCGCCGUUCUCGCUGGUUGAGAAAUUGUCCUGUGGCCCUCCAUGAUGGAAACAUUGCUGCAGGGAAACCAGAAUAUGCUGUAUCAUUUCUUGACAAGAUGUACCUGAUGUCAUCUUCUGAUGCUAUGGGGAAAUUCCUGAAGAACCCCCGACCCUACCUGCUACCACCUCAGCCCAGACCACCUUGUAAAUUCAGUGUAACAGGUCCUCCACUGUCUGGAAAAACAACAAUGUGUAACUUACUAGCACAGAAAUAUGGCGCAAAGGUCUUGAACAUAGAUGAGCUGAUACAGCCAAAAAUAGACGAGGAAAAGAAAAAGAUUUUAGACCAGGCCAAAGAAGAGGCUCUAGAGAAUGCUAUAUCUGUAGUCAGGAAAAAGCUACAAGAUGCACAGGAAGCCUCUACUAUCACAACAACAGCAGAAGAAUCCAAAGAUGAAAAAGAAGAAACAGCUUCAGACAAAGGGGAAGACACUGUUGCUGAGGGAGAAGGAGAGAAGGGAGAAGAAGAAAAGGGAGAAGAAGGAGAAAAAGCUGAGGGUGAAGAGAAAAAGGAAGAAGAAGAGGGAGAAAAGAAAGAGGAAGAAGAAAAGAAAGAUGAAGAGGAAAAGAAAGACGAAGGGGAUAUGGGUGAUAAGGCUGAUGACACAGACACAAACACAGAGGGUGGAUUAACAGAACAGUUGCCCACUGAGCCAACACCCUCGGUCACUUCAAAGUCCAGCAAGACCCCUCUCCCUCCAAUAGAGGUUGACGCCACUCACCCAGAGGUGGUAGAAAUGGUGGAAGCAGCAUUGAAGGAAGCAGAGAGCCAACCUAUUGUGCUGAACCCAGAGGUCUAUGUGGAAGUUAUAGAUGAGGCAAUAAGAGAGACUGAGAGGGAGAUGUAUAAGAAUGACCGUGAUGGACCACAGUAUGGUGGGUGGAUUUUAGAUAACUUUCCACGCUCCCGUGACCAGUGGAUGGCCAUGAUUGACAAGAAUAUUCUCCCAGAUGAUGUCAUAGCCUUGAAGGACAGCAGUGAUAAUGGGGACUUCCUCAUCCGCAGGUGGUACAAGAUGAACAAAGCUCAAGUAGACAUGCAAAUUGCAGAGAGAAAGGCCAAAGAAAGUGCAGAAAAAGCAAGACAGGCAGAGGAACAAAGGCGUAAGCUUGAAGAAGAGAAGCGUUUAGCUGAGGAGGAAGAAAGGAAACGUAAAGAAGAAGAGCGUAGGAAAAAGAUCGAGGCUGGAGAAGAAAUCCCAGAAGAGUCGGAAACAGUAAAUGAAACAGACACUGGUGAAAUAGCUGGUGAGCCAGCUGAGACAGAGGGAGAAAAAGUACCUGAAAGUGAAGGUCAGACUGAAAAGAUUGAAGCUGGCGAAGGUCUGGAAAAAAUUGAAGAAAGUCAGGAAAAAAUUGAAGAGCCAGAAGAGAAAGAAGCUGAGAAGGAGGAGGCAGUAACUGAAAAAGCAGAAACUGUCCCUCCCACCCCCACUAUUGAUCAGUCUGCAGAAGGUACAGGCACCACCCCUGCCACUCUGCACUGCUAUAGUUCCUCAGUGGCAGAUCCAGGUUGUGUCACAGUGGAUACUGGCCCCUUCUUAAGCUUUGAAGGUGCCCCCUUCCCCCACUUCCUCCUUAGCAAAAUCCUGGAUCUGCCAGUGUCCAUGAAACCACUACGUGAAUUUUUUAACCUUGCAGAAGGGGAUGUGGGUGAUAAGGCUGAUGACACAGACACAAACACAGAGGGUGGAUUAACAGAACAGCUGCCCACUGAGCCAACACCCUCGGUCACUUCAAAGUCCAGCAAGACCCCUCUCCCUCCAAUAGAGGUUGACGCCACUCACCCAGAGGUGGUAGAAAUGGUGGAAGCAGCAUUGAAGGAAGCAGAGAGCCAACCUAUUGUGCUGAACCCAGAGGUCUAUGUGGAAGUUAUAGAUGAGGCAAUAAGAGAGACUGAGAGGGAGAUGUACAAGAAUGACCGUGAUGGACCACAGUAUGGUGGGUGGAUUUUAGAUAACUUUCCACGCUCCCGUGACCAGUGGAUGGCUAUGAUUGACAAGAAUAUUCUCCCAGAUGAUGUCAUAGCCUUGAAGGACAGCAGUGACAAUGGGGACUUCCUCAUCCGCAGGUGGUACAAGAUGAACAAAGCUCAAGUAGACAUGCAAAUUGCAGAGAGAAAGGCCAAAGAAAGUGCAGAAAAAGCAAGACAGGCAGAAGAACAAAGGCGUAAGCUUGAAGAAGAGAAGCGUUUAGCUGAGGAGGAAGAAAGGAAACGUAAAGAAGAAGAGCGUAGGAAAAAGAUUGAGGCUGGAGAAGAAAUCCCAGAAGAGUUGGAAACAGUUAAUGAAACAGACACUGGUGAAAUAGCUGGUGAGCCAGCUGAGACAGGUGAAUCAGACAGACAGUCUGUUCAAGAGGGAGAAAAAGUACCUGAAAGUGAAGGUCAGACUGAAAAGAUUGAAGCUGGCGAAGGUCUGGAAAAAAUUGAAGAAAGUCAGGAAAAAAUUGAAGAGCCAGAAGAGAAAGAAGCUGAGAAGGAGGAGGCAGUAACUGAAAAAGCAGAAACUGUCCCUCCCACCCCCACUAUUGAUCAGUCUGCAGAAGCAGAAGAAGAGAUCAAGGAUUAUUCAAUCAUUAAUCUGGACCCCAUGCCACCAGAUGGUCCUGAGGUUGAUGCUCAAAGAGAGAAACGUAAGGAUUUUGACCGUGAGUGGCCUGCCAUGUCUGGAAUCAUCACAGGCAGUACAGCUGUGGAACCAGUUAUGGUAGAGAUUGAGGUCCGUAAGGAGGAAGAAAUCUUUGAAGAAGUAUUGAAAAAUUUAGAACAUCGGUUCAAAUACCAGGGCUGGGAAUACACUGGAAUGGACAUAGAUGAGGAGGAAGAGGACCUUGAGAAUGAUACAGGAGAUGGUGAGGUGGAGGAAGAGGAGGAAGAGGGAGAGGAAGAAGAUCCCAACCGCAACAAGAAGAAGCCCUUGGGAGACACCAACCACUUCUGUCCUGUCAGUUUGAAAGAGAAGUUUGUGCUGUGGCCAGGUAACCCAGAGUGUGCAGCCAAGUACAGGGAGAAGGUCUACUACCUGGCAAAUGAUGAGGCCAGAGUCAAGUUUUUGGAGAGUCCCGAGGAAUAUUUACCCCACCAGAAGCCACUCAAUUCCCCACCUAUCCGUCUCUUGAUACUGGGACCAAAAGGCGCUGGUAAAAGUCUACAUGGGCGCCACCUAGCAAAGAAAAUGGGUCUGUUCCACAUAGACUUCAAGGAAAGGCUGCAAGAACUGAUCAUUGCCAAAACAAAGAGAAAGAUUGGGCCAGACUAUGAGGAUGAUAAAGAAGAAGAAGAGGAGGAGGAAGAAGAGGAGGAAGAGACAGAGGGCGCUGGAAUCACUGCUCCAGAUGGAACUGCUGUACCUGUAGAGGAGAAGAAGGAGGAGGAAGCAGGAGAGGAAGCAAAGGAGGAAGAACAGGAGGUAGAAUUCACAGAGGAUGAAGAGGCAAUCAAAGCCUAUUUGGAGAGUGAGGAAAGUCUGCCCUCUGAUGUCCUGGAGAAGAUUGUACCUGACUGGUGGAACAAAGAACCAUUCAAGAACACAGGUUUCAUAAUGGAGGGCUUCCCAAGGACAGAGGAUGAGGCUCGCUGGCUGGCAGAAAUGGGUCUGUUCCCUGAUGCAGCAGUCAUUCUCCUGGUUGAAGAUGGGGAUGUUUUUGCCAGGCUGCUACCUCCGAAGCUGGACAAAUGGAGAAUCAAAAGAGAUAAGAGAAUAGCAAAGAAGCUGAAGAAGAAAGAGAAAGCCAAAAAGAAAAGGGAAGCUGAGAUUGCAAAGAGGCGAGCAGAGCUAGUGAAGGAGCGUGAGGAGAAAAAGGCAGAGAGAAAGGCCCAGAAAGGUGGUGGUGAUACAGAUGAGUCUGAGGCUGAGGAGGAGGAAGAAGAAGAGGAGGAUGAAGAGGAGGAGGACAUUGAUGCAAUCUUGGCAGAAGAAUUUGAGGAAGAGGAGGAGGAGGAGGAAGAUGAGGAGGAGCUAGAGGAAGAUGCCAGAGAUAGAAUUAAAAAUGAGAUGGCAGAAGUGUAUGAUAAUGAUGUCAACAGGCUGGAAGCUGCACAGGCUGCAUUGGAGGAAGCCAUGAUACCACGGUUGGAGAUAGAAGGGGGACGUAAGCCACACAUAGUGAGAUACCUCCUAUCCAAGAAGCUGAAGCCCUAUGUGACCAGUAGGCAUAGCAUGUUUGAGCGGUGUUAUUCCAUCAAUGAAAAGUUGGCCAUCAAGAUGCUAACAAUGGGAUACAAACACCCAAGUAGAUUUGGACGCUGGGAUCCAGUGCAGCUGAAGGAUGGGGAGUGCAUCCAGCCAAUGCAGGGACCAGGUUACAACCUAUAUCCCUGUAUCUACAGGCAGCACAUCUAUUUCUUUGCUGACACAGACAACAGGGAUGCCUUCAUGCAGGACCCCAUGUCCUACCUGUCCCAGCCCUCACCCAAACCUGUGGUGCCUAUCAGGAUGGCCAUCACUGGACCACCCAAGUCUGGGAAAACCACAGUGGCUAAGAGGUUUGCUGAGAUAUAUGGCUGUAUGAGACUGUCCAUUGGAGAGGCUAUAAGAAAUGUGCUUGACCAUCAGCCCAAGAGUGAAUUAUCACGCAGCAUCAAGGCACAUCUGACCAAAGGUUUAACUGUCCCAGAUGAGCUGGCUGUCCAGGCACUGGACGUCACUCUGCUGGACGUCAGGUGUUCAACCAGAGGUUAUGUCUUGGAUGGCUUCCCUAUAACCAAGAAGCAGGUUGACCUAAUGACAGAGAGGAAUAUUAUCCCAGUGAGAGUGUUUGAACUGCAGAUAGACAGCAUGGAGGCUAUGGUCAGGGGGACCAAGGACAGGAUGUCACCACAAAGGACCUUGCCCCUGCACGACAGUGCACAGAUCUUAACAAUGAAGCUGGGUAACUGGCAGAAAGAGUUCCCAGCAGUGCGGGAAUGGUACCAGAAAGAACAUAAGAACUGGCUGUGUGUGGAAGGAAACCGGUCCAAGUGGUGGGUGUGGAAUAAAGCUCUGGACACUGCCAGGGACAGCAUUAAAAAGAUACAGACUUAUUUGCAGAGGAUAACAGAUGGUAAAGCUGCAGUAAUUGGGGACAUGUGUAUCACACCCAGUGAGUUCUUGGAGAGGCUAGGUGACUUUGACCAGUACUGCCCAGUCCGGCUGGCUGAUGAUGGAGAACUGGUGGACUGUACUGAUAUGGAAACUCUGGAGUUCUCUGCAGAAUUCAGAGGACACUAUUACAAGAUGUGUGGCAAAGAAGAAUUGGCCAAAUUCUUGGCUGAGCCAGAGAGGUAUGUGCCUCCCAUGGCACCUCGUAAACUGCCUGCAAAGAACAUGUUACCUAGGCGUAGAACAGCAGCAGACGUCAAAGCAGCCUUCCCAAAACAGGUGCAGAUACAGGGGUACUGUCCUGUCACCUAUUUGGAUGGGAAGUGCAGAUAUGAAGCCCUUAUCCAAGGAAACCCAGAGCUUGUGGUAGAAUACAGAGAACAAUUUUAUUACUUUGAAUCAGAAGAGAAACUGGAUAAGUUUAUGAGGUUACCAGAGAAGUACUGGAACCUGACCCUCCCCCACAAGCUUCCACCCCCCAGGACUGCCAUGCCUACCCAGGGGCUCCCCAUGCUGGGUUACCUGGAGCAGAGUGUGGCCACUGCUAUUACCAAGGCUCUCACAGCAGUGGGUUGUUUUAAACCCAAAUAUCCUUUCCUCAGCCCCACAAGAUCAGCACUCAUCUAUACAGCAUAUCAUCUGAAAGCAUACAACCCAAAAAGCUCAGAAUAUGUGAGGAAAAAGUACAAGCAGAAACUGAUGAAGUUUGAAGAGACUUGUGAAAUGAUCAAGUACCUAGGAGACACUAUGACAGUCAAGUACAAAGAGCCAGAAGCCAGACCCCUGGGCUUUGAUCACAGACUUGAACAGUUCUUAGCACUCAAAGGAAUUGAGCCUACACCUACCUGGCUUGCCUAAGUACAUGUAUGUCAGCUAAGGAUGAAGGCUACCUUAUUACUUGAGGCUUGUUUGCAAAUUUUUUUCUUUUUGAUUAUUGGGACAGUAUGUGUAUAAAAAAGAUAACCUUAAAAAAUGGGCUCUCUUGUGAAAGAAGAACUUGCUAUGGAUUCGGUUUCGUUUACAGCAAUACAUAUGUUUGGUUCUUACAACAGGCUGUUUACAAUGGAAACAAUAUCAAAUAAUGCUUUUGUCAGUCUGAUAUGUGUCAGUUUGUUGACAUUGUAUCAAAACAAAUUUUAACCUCAAAUAAUGUCUAUUCCAACCCAAAAGUUCCUUUCCAUAUCAAGCAAUUGAACUGUGAUGAAAAAUGCAUUUUAAUACAGGGCCUAUUUAUGAAAUUGUAUUUUAUUUUGUAAAUACGUAAAACUAGCAUUCCGUCCUUUUCAAUCCGUUCCUUCUUUUUAAUGAUAUUUGUUACAAAGAAAAUAGUGUACAUUGUGUGUAUAUAUAUUUUGUAAAAAUAAAGAUUUCAAUACACUUA
Messenger RNA from Lingula anatina, 7654 nucleotides. RefSeq names its product adenylate kinase 9. NCBI's taxonomy places the organism in Eukaryota, Metazoa, Brachiopoda, Lingulata, Lingulida, Lingulidae. Gene Ontology annotation, molecular function: ATP hydrolysis activity; nucleobase-containing compound kinase activity; ATP binding. Gene Ontology annotation, biological process: nucleobase-containing compound metabolic process. The record is from RefSeq and is a predicted model, not a curated record.